AUCGUCGUCAUGUACUUUGAGCAAUUCCAAUGAUGCUUGCUUGAUUACCGCUUGAACACACUCAGUUCCUCAUUGUUCGUUGUUUUCCGAGCUACGGUUCGCUUACGUAACACCCAAAGUUCACAGGCGCGACUGGACAUCAUGCCAAGCCAAUAUGUCGAAACUCCAUCAAUGAUACUCCAAGACGCCAACUCUACGAUAUGAUCGUGCCAUAGAUCACUGUGUCUCCAUUCACGAAUCUUCGCAGCUGUCAUGUCCUACAAACGCCCGAGAGCGACCUCGCCCUCUGGCGCCCAGAAGCGCCCUCGUGGUGCAGGCGCAACCCCAAGCACCAUCACAUUAGGCACGGAACUGCCCCCGGACGAAGAUGGCGAUGACGGAACUUUCGUGCCAGUCUGGAAGCAGACCGUGACCGACGAGCGCGGCCGCAGAAGGCUGCACGGUGCAUUUACGGGUGGCUUCAGUGCAGGAUACUUCAACACAGUUGGAUCUAAAGAAGGAUGGACACCCAAAGCCUUUGUCUCUUCGCGAUCGAAUCGCAACAAGGACACCACCCAACGCGCCGAAGAUUUCAUGGAUGAAGAGGACAAAGCUGCAGCUGCAGAAUCUCGUGAGCUCGAGACAGCUCAGUCUUUCGCAACGAUUGGACGCGUUGGAGACAGUCAGAAUGACGCCCUGUUCGGUCUUUUUGUGACGGAGGAGGAGACAAUGGGUGUGAAGAUUGCUCAAAAGAUGGGUUGGCGGCGAGAUCAAGGUGUAGGCCGAAAGGUCCGCAGGCCUGCUUGCUCGGAUGAUGCCGCGGGAGCAACAGCUCAUACAUUCGCCCCCAAAGACUCUCGCAUGAUGUCUGCCGCUCGGGAAGAAGUCAAUCGCAAGGGCCUAGGGUACCAAUCCGAGGCACGUCUAGGAGCGACAGAAGAGAGGGAGCCUGAGGACCGACCGAUGCUCGCACUGCCAUGGCUGGAAGGGCCAUCCAAGACGAAAGCGCCUAAGAAGGCUGCACCGAAGAAGUCCUCGUUUGGAGUCGGCGUUCUGAACGACACAGGCUCGGACGAUGAAGAUCCGUAUGAGCUCGGACCCAGGAUCAAGUUCAACAAGUCACUGGGAAAGGACAAGAAACCCAAGAAACCAAGCAAAUUCGCCAAAGCUGGAGUAGAGGGGAUUGUGUUCAAGCCGAAGAAAGCGUCUGGAGAGACAUCCGCACGCCCCCAGCUCUCACACGAUGGCAAGCCUCCUUUGCCAGGCUUCGUCCUGGCCACACAUAUCAUCGAAUUGACGAUCAAGAAGAGAUACCCGCCUCCCAAGAUACCCUCUGGAUGGAUAUCGUCGAAAUCUAGUGCCGAGCCAGCAAACACCAAAAGCCGACAGUCCAUUUCUGAUGCCGCGAGAUCUUCCACUCUGGACGCGAAGGCCCGAGCAUCCCUCUUAGGCGAGAAACUGCUCCCUGGGAAAUCCGUGUUCGACUUCAUCCCAAAAGAUGUUCGAGAUCGACUUGCAACCAUGACUGGCAAGGUCAAUCUCCCUCAAGGGCGUGGAGAAGGUGCCCCCGAGGGCUUUCAAGACCCUAACAGCACGAAGCCAAAAGACCUGUGGACGUUCGUCCCCAUCCUUGACAAGGGCACCGCAGCUGCCGCUUUGGCAAAAGGCGCGACAGGCUGGAUGCCCUACGCAGAAGACCCCAACAAAAGAGCCCGCUAUGUCAGCUUCCUCGAACUCCGCGCCGGGCUGAAAGCCGACCUCCCAGAGCGCGCGGAGAAAGCAUCCGUAUCCGAGUGGGCCAAGGAGUUGCAAGAAUUCGCUCACGCCGCGGAGGUCUUCAAGCCCACGACCGGUCUCAUGGCCUCGCGCUUCACAUCCUCGACAUCAACCAGCCUGCCCGGCAGCGGCAGCGGCAGCUCCACGCCCAACGAGAACCUCCUCCGCAAACCGGCACCCAGGCCGCAAGACCCCGCAGAGCAGGCCGCAAAGUUGGGAAUGUACGGCCCCAUGACGCGCAGCACGUUCCCGUUUUACCCCUCGCGGCUCCUCUGCAAGCGCUUCAACGUUAAGCCCCCGCCAGACAUGCCUCCCGCUGAUGCUGAUGUCGACGGCGCAAGCUUCGGAGGCAGAACAGAGGAAGCCGUGUCGAAGUCUGCGAUGGAUAAGAUGGUACACGAGGUGCUGUCCAAGGGGGCGCCGGCACUGCAGAGGCCUGCGUGGAUGGGCGCGACGCCAGAGGAGUCCCCGAAGGCUUCUGGGGCGAGUCCGGUAGCGCCAGAAGGAGGACAUGCAACUGUGGAUGUGGAGAGGAACGAUGCUUUGACGCAGGAGCGGGCGCCUGAGGAUGUGUUUAAAGCCAUCUUCGGCGAUGACGACGGCGAUGACGACUGAGUGCUAUGUGCUGAGGGGGAAAAGGAACAGUAUGCGUAUUUAAUAAAAGAUGUCUAUCAUCCCAUGCCCACCCUUCGAGAUUUACAGGGCAAAUAGGUGGAAUUAAAUCAACC
Molecule: messenger RNA, 2483 nt
Organism: Paraphaeosphaeria sporulosa
Lineage: Eukaryota; Fungi; Ascomycota; Dothideomycetes; Pleosporales; Didymosphaeriaceae
Product: G patch domain-containing protein 1
Exons: 2
Coding region: 253-2370 (705 amino acids)
Biological process (GO): mRNA processing
Cellular component (GO): nucleus
Molecular function (GO): RNA binding
Source: RefSeq, a predicted model, not a curated record